Molecule: messenger RNA, 711 nt
Organism: Aspergillus bombycis
Lineage: Eukaryota; Fungi; Ascomycota; Eurotiomycetes; Eurotiales; Aspergillaceae
Product: HesB/IscA family protein
Exons: 2
Coding region: 1-711 (236 amino acids)
Biological process (GO): iron-sulfur cluster assembly
Cellular component (GO): mitochondrion
Molecular function (GO): iron ion binding; 2 iron, 2 sulfur cluster binding; 4 iron, 4 sulfur cluster binding
Source: RefSeq, a predicted model, not a curated record
AUGUCUCGCUCGAUGCUAUCGUCUGCUACCCGCCAGCUAUGGCGGCAGCGCUCCCCUCGCACAGGGGUCCCAGCCUUCCCAUUCUCAAAACCCCGAUCGAGCAUCUCCGCAUCGUUCAGUGGUUCUACCCCCCGCCGGUCGAUAUCUUACGCCAUCUGCGAGUUGAAGACACACCAGACCUCUUCCCCACGGAGAAUCCCCCCCGCAAUCGUGCGUCUCCAACAGUGUUGCGCCUUUUCGUCCACCUCCAUCAGACCCGCCACCAAGGUCUUACAGAACCCGAGAACCGGCGAAGAUGGCAACCCACUAACGAUUGAAAUCUCGCCCCGCGCUGCAGAACGUCUCCGCGAAGUCACCGAUCCCACAUCGUCUCCAUCUGUCCUUAAGGAUGAGAACCCAUACCACCAUCUCCGUAUCACUGUUACCAGUGGAGGCUGCCACGGAUUCCAGUACAUGAUGUCCCUGGAGGCUGCUUCGAAGAUCGACCUGGAAGAAGACACCGUUUUCGAAGCAGAAUACUCCCCUGAGGAAGCAUCGGCUGAGGCCGCCGGCCAGGCCAAGGUGGUCAUGGACGAGCCCUCUUUGGAGCUCCUGUACGGAAGUACAGUGGACUACACUAUGGAGUUGAUCGGCAGUCAGUUUAAGAUUGUUGAUAAUCCCCGGGCGACGAGUAACUGUGGCUGUGGAACUAGCUUUGAUGUGACUGAUUAA